Molecule: messenger RNA, 1929 nt
Organism: Frankliniella occidentalis (western flower thrips)
Lineage: Eukaryota; Metazoa; Arthropoda; Insecta; Thysanoptera; Thripidae
Product: probable lysine-specific demethylase 4A
Exons: 5
Coding region: 514-1212 (232 amino acids)
Biological process (GO): chromatin remodeling
Cellular component (GO): nucleus
Molecular function (GO): histone demethylase activity
Source: RefSeq, a predicted model, not a curated record
GCGAUAGCAAUCUUACGGCUGUAAAGGAAUCAUCGAGGGUGAUAACGCUCUGACGUGUUUCCAUCCCGAAUGGCUGCUCAGGCAAACCCUGAUUCCAAGAACUGUUUUCAAGAUCGACGUAGUACAUGGCCAGACUGUUUCUGUCCGUGAUGGUGACCCCAAGGAGGAAGAGGUAAAAACCUUGAGCAGGUUGCAGAGAUCUAUGCAGACCAAGAUAAAGAGUUGUGAUUUUGCAUCACAUGACGACAGCUUUGACUUGUGCGCUGCUUUUAGAAACUGUUCUCUUUUGGACACUGUAGACAUGGUCAUGGACACUCUUGAGAAUAAGACCAAUAACAUCGUUUAUGUCCAAAACAUGGACCUGCCAGUGCCUCUUUCUACAACUGCCAAUUCUUCCAUGACCGAAAUGGUGACGGGUCUGGAAGAGCUAGGCAACAUGCCUAUUUCUGGGAUAUCGAAGCCAUCCGUUUAUGUGGGACUGAAUACUCUUUCUUCGGCUGCCACCGCGAAGACAUGAGCUUCUGUGCCCUCAACCGCCACGUAGCUGGAGCACCCAAAGUUUGGCUUUGUGUACCUCCCGCACACUACGGGGCGUUCUGCACUAUGAUCAGGAACCUGCCAAUCCCUGUGGAACAGACUUCGCUACUGUGCCAAGUUCUCCAUAAGGAGAUUUGGAUAGACCCAAGAAUGGUCAUUUCAUGUGGAAUACCAGUGUAUCCGAUUGUUCAAAUGCCACGGGACAUUGUAUUGCUGCUGCCCAACACUAUACAUUGGGGGUACAACAUGGGUUUCAACGUGAAUGAGGCUAUAAAUUUUGUAAAUCGUAGCUGGAUACCACCUGGAAUGCUGUCACACCAGAGAUGCAAGUGUACUAAAUGGUUUUGCCGAUUUGAAAUCCGACACAUCCUUAGGGCACUCGGAGUUGAGGAUAACGACCUCAGGACAUGGGAGUCCGGAAUGAAGUUGGACUUCAUAAGAAGGUUGAUAGAAGCCCAGCCUCUGUUGUACCCUCAACUCAGAGAUCUGUAUGAAGAGAAAGUAGACAGCAAUUAUCUUCUGGCAGACACUGAAGAAGAGCAUGACGAGCAACACGAAAUGUCACAAGCCGUCCGUCCGCAGACCCAAAUGUACACAGUGCAAGUAUUUCCCCGACAGGAAGAACAGCGAUGCUGUGAAAAGAAUCUACAAUCAUGCUGUACGUUGCCAUGGUAAAUUGGAGGCGGAAAAAAUCAGGGAUGAGAUCAUUGCCCAGUUUGGCCCUGCUGCAAGAAAAUAUAAGUGCAAAACUAUGGUGUGUGGCAUUUGCCAGGCCGAAAUAAGAGGGAAGACGCAAACAUGGUGGACCACGAAAACACCAAAAAGUGCAAGAAUGCAGCUGAGGGACGUACGUCUGCAUCCGUAGAAUCUGCACCACGUACCAACAGGUCAAGACGGAAAUGUAAGGAUUCAUAGCGUUGUAUGUAGAUGUAGAAGACAUGUUUCACUUGCGUUUGCUUCUGGCUGAUGAUUUUUGUUUUAUUUAAUAUUUUAUUUAGUUUUUGUUCGCCUUGGACAUAAAUGUACAGGUAGCUGGAUGUCAGCUGUCUCAUGUAGCCAUAGCAUAAUUCGAAAGGAAUAUCUCCCGCAUUCCAAUGGAUGCCAUGUAUGACAUUGGUCGUAUAAUUGUUCUGACGCAUGUAUUCGGAGGUUUCAGAGACUCGCAGUGUGGGGACUUGAACAUCAUUGUGUUGGUGAUGUCCCAUUUUGAGUUGUAGAUACAGAACUCCUUAAUGACAUAGUUUCCCUCAGAAUCUCUGAGCAUUUGAAUGUCACAGAAGCCGUGCGCCAUGAUGAUCGAGAUAAGGUGAGUGGAACGAGCGUCCCUACCCAACUGAAUUACGGUCCGAGAUCAUCAGCGAGAGCUAUCGGCGUGCACAGCACGUCUGUGAG